Molecule: messenger RNA, 5254 nt
Organism: Hyalella azteca
Lineage: Eukaryota; Metazoa; Arthropoda; Malacostraca; Amphipoda; Hyalellidae
Exons: 17
Coding region: 1-2922 (973 amino acids)
Cellular component (GO): membrane
Molecular function (GO): protein binding
Source: RefSeq, a predicted model, not a curated record
AUGCGUGAUGCCGGUGAGUGGACGGGCCUGCAUCACGCCGUGUGUCAGGGCCGCGCCGGCGCCGUUCAGACGCUGUUGGACGCCGGCGCUGCCGUCAACAUCGCCGACCAACACGGCGUGACGGCGCUCCACAUCGCUGCUGCGGAGGACAACGUCGAGCUGUUCAGGCUCCUGCUGGAAAACAAGGCUGACCCUAAGAUGAGCGUUGACCCUAAACUGAACGUCAGCAGAGCCAGGAACAAGUUACCCGGCAUCAGAGCUAGCAAUCCUGUUCAAGUGAGCGACGGAGGAAGCCAUCGGUCCAAGAAGCGUUUAACGUUUAAGAAACGUCGCAAAGUUGUUGCUUGGGAAGCGUCCGCAAACGUUGCUGUCACGCAGUGUCAUGGCAUGAAUCAACCAUCCGCAUUUGAUGACCAAGAUGCCGUGUAUGCGCGGGUUGAGCCCUACAUUAAGUUGCUCGGAGGCUCCAGCCUCCUGCACUGGGCUGUUGCUAAGGGACACAGCGACAUCGUGAACAGCCUUCUUGAACGCGGUCUCAAGGCUGAUUCCCGUGACUCCUACGGUCGCAGUCCACUGGGCUUGGCGAUGUGGGAGGGCAACAGCGAAAUUGUAGAUCUUUUGCUGCAGAAAAACCAGCAACGCGAGAAGGUCGAACUCACUUGCGAGGACAAGAAUUGGAUGCGCAUAAUGAGUGAAGAAGUCGGAAUGCGUAUCGUAAAAUGUAUCAAAGAUACCGACGUGUGCGAGCUCACGGCAUGUCGCCCAGACGGCAUGUCUCUACUGCAUGUUGCUGCUGAGAAAGGCUACCUCAAAUUGAUGAAGGAACUCUUGUCUCUGAAGGUGAACCCGAACUUACGGAACGCCCAGGGUGCGACGCCACUCACCUCGGCUAUUUGCAACAAUCAGUUGGCGUGUAUCCAGAAUCUGCUGGACUCUGGCGCUAAGUUAAGCAUCACGGACAAGACAGGCGCCUCAGCACUGCAUGUAGCUGCCAAGAUAGGCAACGUGAUGGCAGUGACUUUGCUUCUCAAUCGCGGCAAGGAAAACGGACGCAACAUCGAUAUCAAUAAAUGUGAUCACCUUGGCUACACACCGGCAUAUUAUGCCAUCAAUGAAGGCAGAUAUGACAUCGUGCAGCGGUUUCUGGACUACAGUUUGGUUGAAAAAGUUCACGUCAAAGCCAAAAAUGAUGAAACUCUGUUGCAGUUUUUCACUGAAGGAAAUAACCUGGGCCAGUUUGACAAUGCGUUAGUGCGAGUGCUGGAGUGCGAGAAGCAGCUUCAUGAAUCCAAGGCGGUCGCCGAGAUGUGCCUCCGAGUCCAGCUUGGAACCACCGAGGCCUCGACCAAAGCCAGGAGCCAGCUGCAGGCCAUGUACGCAUCGACGCCCGCUCAGCAAUGCUGCUGGAACUUCUGGUUCUUCUUGUCGUGUUUCCUGAUGCCUUCCUUCUUGUUUUGUCUCGACGUCGGCUCCGAUGUACUGCUGGCACUCGAGUACUACGAGGGUUUCAUGAAUGCAAAUUACAGUGAAGUAUCUGAAGAUGGAAGUUUGAUGAGCAUGAAUCAAGACGGAACUAACUUCGUGCUGACGAUGCUCUUCAUUCUCUUACCAGCCGCGCUUCUAUCGAUGUGGUCGUUCUACAUACACGUCACACAGGGAGACAUCUUGCCGAUUAUGAAGAACAAGCAUCCCACUGUCAGACUUUUGUUGUACGUGCUGAUGUUUUUGCCGCCAUUGGCACCCAUCUUCGUCCACCUGGAGAACACCUACGCGCAGAUGAAACAUUUGAACCUCCUGUUGCUUUAUGACCGGAACAACCGGUGUGAGUACAACGAGUCCUAUGACCCCGACAGUGACGAUAAGAUUAGAAAAUACAGCGAUUUCAAGCACAUUGCGCAAAUGAGGGUGGCCAUCUUUAAUGUCAUGGAGGCCACUUUGGAGUCUGCUCCGCAGCUCAUCCUGCAGCUCUACAUCGUCGGCACUCAGUACACGGACCUUGUCAAGGUGCGAGAGGUGACCAUAGGAGCCAUAUUGACGAGGUCUUCAGACGGGCAAGAGGCGAGGCUUUACAAGCAGGUCUUCUCGGUAGCCAUAUCCCUGGUCACGCUCAGCUGGUCCUUCACGAGCUAUCACAGAUUUUCAAAGCUUGGCGGCCUCCCAAUUCUAAGUGCACUGCCUCUGCUGUUUGCUAUAUUCUUUCAGGUGGUGUCCAGAGCAAUCGCGUGCACCAUCUUCACGCUAGCUUACACUUGGCGCAUUUUUGUUGCUCUGGGCGUGCAUUUCAUCAUUAUGUUGUCGUUCAAACUGCGUCUGGAAGACAGCUCGUUGAUUCCUCGACGCCCUCAUCACUGCUGCCACAGUCUUAUAUCCACCCUCCAGCCAUACUUCUAUGUCUUCCUUGGUACCUUCGCAUCGACGCUCGUCUACUUUAGACUUGAAACUCCGUCCGUCACUAAGAAACAACUCAGAAGACGCCACUCUACCGUUAUUAUACAGGGACUGUUCGUUCUGUUGUCGUUCCUGGAGAAUUUCCUUCUGUUGUCUGUGGGAAUGGCUGGCCUGGACAAGAACGAAUACGACACGACCUUCAUGGCGGUAUCAGGGUCUAUUUGCGUGCUGAGUUACUUCACAGGUUACGUGCUCCAAGGAGUCUACUACGCUUGCUUCGGACACCCUUGGGUUGAAAUCAAUGGACCAAAGUUUGAGAAAUACGAUGAAAAGGCCUGGAUAGUCUCCUAUUUUUGGCAAGGCAAGAAGAAGAAAUACAUAAUACGAUCAUGCUGGGACAUCUUCCAUUGGGAAGGACAUGCGUUCGAAGAUGCGCUGCCCACUUCUGGGGAAGAGACGAAGAGCCUAACGGCGGAGGAAGGUGUGACUGUCGCUACAGAUGUUAAUAUUAUUUCGAUGGAGUCUAUGAUCUGAGAAUUUCUAGGCAUUUUUUCUCGGUGUAUGAUUAGAGAAAAAAAAACACUACGAAUAUUUAAGAGGGAAAGUGGUGUUUUUAAGACUGACCUUGUAAAAGUAAGAACAGCAGUGAGGUGACAAUACAACUUUGCAUAGGCUACUCCAGGUGUAGAAGUGUUUUAUUUUUACACCUGGAACUAGUAACAUUUUUAUUACUAGAAGAGAAGCAAAUACACGGCUCCUGCAAAUACCUGACAAACCAAAAUAUGAGUCAAGCGCUUUUUGCCUUCUAACUAUCGUUUCAGUUUACCCUGCAUUUUUCUUUCCACCCUGAGCCACCUCUUGAUCUUUUCCCACAUUUCCUUGUCAUCAAUAUCACCACUAUCAAUCCAGUUAAUUCACGGAAAGAGACUGCCAUAUAGUGCUAAAAGUACCAAGUUUAUUCAGUGCAGGCUUAUCCUUGUAAACUGUCCAUGUACUCAGUCACAACACAAACGCUCAUGCACGUUUCAUGUUUGAGGAGUAGAUAAAAAUCUUAUGAAAUAUUGCCAAAAUCAUCGCGAGGAAAUACAGCAGUAACAUUUUAUAAAAUAAUAGAUAUGCCGGAGAAACAGUCAUUACUGUCGUUGUUCGCUCUUUUUCCAUAAUUCUUGAUGAGAUAAUAUUUACGUUUUCGUUAAAGUUUGAUCUGAAGUUUCACGAUUAAAAUAAUACGCUGCUGUCAUUUAUGAUGCGCAUGAACUCUACAUAACAAUCCACAACAGCUUGUUGAAAUCUUCUGGACAUGGUUCGCUGCAUGCUGUAUGAUUCAUUCAUUGCUACGUUUUCCAUUAAUUACUGGGUGAUGAGAUCAGAUGCAAAUCCAAUCAGUGGGUGAUGAGAUCAGUUUCUGAUUUGAUCAGAGGGUGAGAUUUGCGAUUGGAUUCAAGCAUGAAACGCUUUGAAUGGGCAAAUUUGGCGGGCGAUUAGCAGUGAAGAAUUGCGUAAGAAACAGGAUAAAAGUGAGGAGAGUACUGAUGCUUAGACUCGAAGUUCAACACAGGCGUUCGUGAAACCGAUUAAAAUUCACUAAUUUUUGUCGAAUACCUAUUGAGUGAUUGGUCGUGCAAUGGGAGUUGUGAAUGUCAGUUGCUAAAAGAGAAAUCUAACGACAGGCAUAUCGCAGGUCAUAUGUUGACCACUUCUACGAUAAAUAUCUCGUUUAAUCCCUGCAUGGAAUCUACCGAAGAACAAUUGGGGAACUUGACUUCAACUUCAGUGACACGAGAUGGUGGCAUGUAGGUUGAUUAACUUGGGUCUUCAAGGCAAUUUAAACUUAUCUUUUUAUUAUGUAGGAAAAUAAAGUUUAGUAUUUAUUUAAGGGAUUCUAAAAAAAAUUUAGGUUUGCUGGUUCCUGAAUCCUUUGAUUGUGAUGCAGAUAUAUUAUUUUUUUCUUUCAUUAAUUUCACCUGUAACUGAAUGUCACCUCGUACACAGUUAAAUGCUGCGGAACACAUACAUUUUUUGCACAUUGGCACCAAAGUUAAAUCGUUCAACAACUGGCGCACAACACUUUUCCCACCCGGGGAAAGGUGUGUAACUCUUGCCUAGAACAAUCUUGUACAACUCGUGGUUCUUUAAAACAUGAUAAAAUUACGAAAGUUCGUUUUAAAUCAAAAACACUGAUUUCACAACAAUUCGAGCCGAAACAGUAAAACUCACAAACAAACUAACGAAUAUGACGCUGGUUUAGUCCUUUCAUCUGAUCUUUCUCCUUCUCGGCACUUGAUUUACUAUACUUCGAUCUGUGACUCCCUGCACUAAUUAAUCAUGAUUUCAUUUUUCAUCAGUAAAUCAUUUUUCCAUAAUUUUAACACAAUUCGAAAAUUUGUUAUAGGGGAAUUGUUUCGUUAAAUUGACUAUCAGCGGCUCCCAAAUAAUCUUUACUUCAUUGUCUCCAUCAUUCGAUUUUUCGUUUAUCUUAGUAUCAAUAAUUAAGAUAAACAUAAUAUUUUCUUCAGAAUUGUAUUUGUUAGUUUUCAAUCCUUUCAAAGUUGUGGUAAUUCCAUGUUAGCUAUAUUCCUCAAUUUCCUCGUUCGACGUUUCAUAUGAUACUCGAUCGAGUAAAUACAUCAAGCCAUUAUUGAUAAUUGAUAUUUUAUCAUUGAAAUGAUUAUUACUACCAUCCGCUUUCGUUACAGCCAUUUUGGUAUACUAUAAAAGGAAAAUUUCAGAUGGUAGUAGAAACUGAUCUUAAUUCCGAAUAUAAUAGUGAUAUAAUUGUGUUCGCGAUUCAAAUCAGUUUCAAUUUGUAGUUUAUAAUCAUGAGUUUUUAUUUUUUUAAUUAAUUAAUCAACUUUUACAGUUUCAU